Molecule: messenger RNA, 633 nt
Organism: Lactuca saligna
Lineage: Eukaryota; Viridiplantae; Streptophyta; Magnoliopsida; Asterales; Asteraceae
Source: the annotation of a GenBank genome assembly
AUGAUCUACUUAGACGCUGAAAAAGCGAGCAACGAAGGGGAAGAUGUGGUGGUGUUCUUGCGUCUGAUUGAUUUCAGCCCCUUUGCGACCACACAUAGUUCCCAUCAAAAAUUAUGUUGCCCUCACCGUCUCUUAUAUCAAAUAUCUGUUACACCUCCUUCAUCAAUUCAUCGGUUUUCUUCCCCAUCGGCUACGGUUCUACUGUAUCGAUGCUUUCUCGACGUUCCGGUUACUAACACUGGAGGUAGAAGAGGACGGUGGAUUGACGGUACCAUACCAAGCGCCUAUACAGUCCUCGACUCUUCUCAGCGAUAUUUGGUGUUCUUUCUGAUGGAUUACUUCAACAACCAGACUUGGAUUCUGACAAACAAGGCACUUGAAGCCAACGAUGGAAAGCCACUACCUUUAUAUCAAAAAUAUUUUUGCAGGCUGACAGCUGGUGCUAUCGCAGCCUGUGUAGGAAGCCUUGUUGAGCUGGCACUCAUAUAUGAAGGAGUUUUAGCUCUCUGGAAAGGUGUUGGUCCCACUGUGGUUAGGGUAAUGGCAUUGAACAUGGGCAUGCUUACUUCCUAUGAUCAAAGUGUUGAGUUCUUCAAAGACAAUCUUGGUUUUCUGAAGCAGCUACCAUUGUAG